GAAAAUUGUUUGUGGCUCAGAUUUCUCGGCUCUCACUCGGCUUUUAAUUUUAAUUUUAAAAUUAAAAUUAAAAUCUUUAUUUUUAUUCAUCUGCUCUCUUCUUCACACUUCUUCUUCUUUGUUCUUCGUUCUGUUACAGAUUUCAAUCGAUCGAUCGAUCUAGAAGAUUCUGUUAGGACUUCCAUCAACGGCUACUGUUGGCACAGUUGCAUGAUGAAGAUGUAUGAUGAAUUAUCGUGUUCGUAGUCACUGGAUUCGUAGAUCGGAUGACGAGUUUUGGCAUCAUCCGGCUCAUUUUGGUGAGGAUUACUUCUAUAGUUAUGCUAUUGUUUGAUGUUUAUCAUAUUAGAUUAGUGUUAGUGUGUAUGAAGUAUGAUGAGCUAUAAUCAUUUAUAUAUUGGAAUAUGUUAACCUAGUUGUGGUUAUGAAUGCUAAUUAGUUAUUACUGCAUAUUUGUUUCAUCUAUGAAGGAUAACAUAAGCUAUAAUCACUAAUAUAUUGAAAUAUGUUGUCAUAGUUGCGGUUAGGAAUAAUAAUUAGUUCAUCGUCAUCAUCAUACUCAGUAAAUCCCACCUAUAACAAAGCUAAGAUAGGGUCUGAGGAGGGUAAGAUGUAGACAAUCUUACCUCUACCCCAUAGGAAUAGAAAGGCUGCUUCCAGUGAGACCCCCGGCUCGUAGGAAUAAUAAUUAGUUACUACUACAUAUUUGUUUCUUUAUUUUCGUGGAUUUGUGUGGUGGUUGUCACAAGUUACAUUACAUUUCUCGGUCGUGUUUUGCACUAGUGUUAGAUUAUCAGGUUUAUUGUAUUAGAAGCGUGUGUUUGUGUGUGUCUGGAGUUUCUAUGAGGUAAAAUUGAGAUAUUGGAAUAUGUUAACCUAGUUGCGGUAAUUAGUUACUACUACAUAUUUGUUUCUCUAUUUUGUGGAUUUCUGUGGUGGUUGUUACAAGUUACAUUACAUUUCUCGAUCGUGUUUUGCACUAGUGUUAAAUUAUCAGGUUUAUUGUAUUAGAAGCGUGUGUGUGGAGUUUCUAUGAGGUAUAAAUUGAGCUAUAAUCUUUGGUAUAAUGGAAUAUGUUAACCUAGUUGCUUUAGGAAUGGUAAUUAGCUAUUACUACAUCUGUGUUUCUCUAUGUCCAUGGAUUUGUGCUGUUGUUGUUACUUUACGUUUCUGGAUGGUGUUUUGCACUAGUGAUAGAUUGUCAGGUUUUGUUGAAUACUACAACGGCUAAGCUAUUUGGAUUUGGAUUCUACGAGGGGGCUUUUGUAUCCCCUACGUGUUCCACAGGAUUUGAAGCAGCUGCCAUAGAUGGACCCCUACUCCUCUGCACCAGGGGAAAAUCCUAACAUCAAGACUAGAAAACCCUAUACGAUAACGAAACAACGCGAAAGAUGGACAGAGGAGGAGCAUAAUAGUUUUUUAGAAGCCCUGAAGUUAUACGGGCGAGCUUGGCAACGGAUAGAAGAACACAUAGGAACCAAGACAGCAGUCCAAAUCAGAAGUCAUGCACAAAAGUUCUUUACAAAGUUGGAAAAGGAGGCUGAAGCUAAAGGAGUUCCAAUAAGGCAAUCUCUUGACAUCGAAAUUCCUCCUCCACGCCCUAAACGGAAACCGAGUUAUCCGUAUCCUCGAAAGACUCGUACUCAGGUGGCAGAAAAGGAUGCGAAACCAGCAAGUUUAGUUUCUUCUUUGCAAUCACUGGAUCUCGAGAGAAAACCUCUUCCCGAGAAAACCAGUCACCAAGAGAAGCUAGAAAACGAAAAAACAAACGAGGAAGCUCAAAAUGGUACCACAUGUGCAUCCUUGUCCUCAGAAAAUGAAAAUUCCGUACCAAGGUCAAAUCAUGAAACAAAUACAUCUUACAUCACGAUUGAAACUAGAAAGCAUCAAGAACUAGAUCAAGAUGGCAUUAAGCACACAAAUAUUACAUCUAAUAUUUCAUUAUACGAGAGCUCACACCUUGCGCAUGAAAAUAUCAUUCAAGGUCGAUAUCCUGAUAUGCCACCUGUGAAUCUGAUAAACGAUACACCCGGUGUGCAGAGUUGUUACCCAAGGCAUGUCCCUGUACAAGUCGUAGAUGGAAAUCAUGAAUCAACGGUUGAUAACUCUGGAGAAGUUCAUGAUCACCCGAACCCGUACCUAUCUGUUAACAUAGCAGCAUCUGCAACUAGUGGCCAUCAUAAUGAUGCUACACUUCAUCCUCCUUUCACCCCUUUUAGUGAUAAUCAAGAGAAUUAUAGAUCGUUUAUCCAUUUUUCAUCGACGAUCUCUAGCCUCAUUGUUUCAACUCUGCUACAAAAUCCCGCCGCCCAUGCUGCAGCAACCUUUGCAGCUAAAUUCUAUCAUCCCACAAAUACGGAAGCUUCCUCCGCAGAUUCUUUUUCACGAGAUCAGUUGAAUCCUGAUACUGGUACUACUCCUAGUAUGGCUGCUAUUGCUGCUGCUACUAUAGAAGCUGCAACUGCAUGGUGGUCCGCUCACGGUCUGCUCCCUGUUUGCGCUCCCUUUUUCCCAGGAGGUUAUUUUUGUACAUUUGCGACACCGAUAGAUGGAAAUCAAGCCAAUAACGAACGAGAGAAGGCUCCUUUAGAAGAGAAGAUGAAUGCAGAAAAGACGGAAUCUUCAUCAGAGGAUGACGACUCUGAUGGGAAAUUAAAUACUGAAGCAAGUCCGGUUGAAACCAAGGAAACGGAAGAAACGGAAACAGUCGUGACUAUUCUCGGAAAACCAGUGGACCGGUCUUCUUGUGGUUCUAACACCAUUUCCAGCAGUGAAAUGCAAGAAACUAAAGUGUCGGAUGUUAAUGAGCCUAUUUACCGUAGGGGUAGAAGCACUAUUAACCCAAACGAUUCAUGGAAGGAAGUGUCAGAAGAGGGACGACUUGCUUUUCAAGCCCUCUUUUCUAGAGAAGUAUUGCCACAAAGCUUUUCUAAUGCUCGUACAGUAGCAGAGAAUGAUCAACCGAACUGUGAGUUGGACCUAAACAGAACGAGCCAAGAACCUACGGAGAGUAACGGUAAUGAAGGGGUCUUGAGAAUGGGAGUGGGGAGUGUGAAGCUGAACGUUCAUCAUACGGGAUUCAAACCGUACAAAAGGUGUUCGGUUGAGGCUAAAGAAAGCAGCAAGAUUAUGUGUGCAGGCGGUCAAAAUGAUGAGAAAGGUCCAAAGAGAAUGUGUUUAGAAACAGAGGAAUCAACUUAAUUAUGAAUACAGGACGGGUGUGACUGUUGUAUAUCAUGUUAUCCUUACCCUAAAACUCGCUAAUCUUAUUGUGUAGCUUGUGGGGUUCUAUAUCUUUUUACAUUUUCUGCUGAAUAUCCACCAUUGAUUAUGCUGAAUGUAUUGGACUUAAUUCUCUUCCUCCUCCUAACCACUGGAGAAUCAAAAUUCAACUUCUCGAAAA
Molecule: messenger RNA, 3403 nt
Organism: Helianthus annuus (common sunflower)
Lineage: Eukaryota; Viridiplantae; Streptophyta; Magnoliopsida; Asterales; Asteraceae
Product: protein LHY
Exons: 7
Coding region: 1309-3201 (630 amino acids)
Molecular function (GO): DNA binding
Source: RefSeq, a predicted model, not a curated record